Molecule: messenger RNA, 3231 nt
Organism: Peronospora matthiolae
Lineage: Eukaryota; Oomycota; Peronosporomycetes; Peronosporales; Peronosporaceae
Source: the annotation of a GenBank genome assembly
AUGGCGACGUCCCUCGCGGCCGCAAUCACCGCGCUCCAGCGCGGAGACGCGCGUCCUCUCACACAAGCGAUGGCGCAGCGCAACACCCAGCACCGUCGUAAACCACCACGUCACAAGAGCAAGAACCGCAAAAACCGCAAGCAGGGCGAGGACGAAGCUAUCGCUGACGAUACGCAGGACACGAGCGAAAACGCGGACGAGACCAACGUCGUACUUGAUGGUGAAGAUGACGUGUGCACGCUAAGUCGCGACCAGCUGAAUGCGUUUUACCCUGCGGCUGUCGAGCUCGUGGCCCCGAGCGACGACAAGGAGGAAGAAGCGCGCCGACUGCAAGCUCGAGAGGCCGUGGCCGAGUUCACGUUGCUGCUGGUCGAGAGCGAGAGCGAGAGUAUGGACAAGGACGAGGUCUUUGCUGUUGUCCAGGAGCUGCACGAACAGCUGAUGUAUCUCACAGGUGACGAGGCUCAAGUCCUGGCGACUCAGGAAGCCAUUUCGCGGCUCUGUGAAGCGUGUUGGAAGCGCAACUUUUGUGGCCGCGCGUACUUGCUCGUGACGCAGAUGGUGCCGUACUUGAUUUUCCAGAGCCAUGGCUCGUCUGGGUCAGGGCGCUUCUCGGCCAAGACGCAUCCGAUCCGGCGGCUGUUUGCAGUCAAAGACGCGCUGCCGUUACUGGACUUUGAGGACGAGAGCUGUAGCACGUGUCGCAAUAUUCUGCUGCGCUGUUUCAUCCAGCCAGCGUUCUUUCGAUCGCCAGAUGCCGUGUCGCUCUUGAGCUUUUUGUUCACGCUGCACGUGCCGUUUGUCAACGAUAUCAAUGAGACGAUCCGGAACCAGCUCCCGAAUCAACGCCACUCGGUUGUGGUGAAAUAUGGCAAUAUCUACUUUCAGGCGUGGGUGGGAAGCAAGGGGGCUUUUCGAGCGAAAAUUGAGGAAGAGUGUAUCCAGCGAUAUGUGCGAGAUGCGGUCCAUGCAAGCAGCACGUCGCUGUUUAAUGCUGUGCGCACAGUGCUGCAGAUUUUCUUUGACAACAAGCGACACCAAGGUGUUGAUGAAAUGCUCUACCGUGUUUGUAGCCCUAUUCUGUGGCGUGGUGUGAAAGCCCCGAACGAUUCCGUUCGACGCCAAGCGGCUAUUUUGCUCUUCGACAACUUCCCCUUUCGUGAUCCAGCGUUUAACAAUGAGACGAUGGACGUGACUCUCCAGAAACAGUUCGAUACAUUCAACGAGCUGCUUGGGGAUUCGCAUCCAGCACUACGAGUUGCAGCAAUUGAAGGCGUGUCGAAGGUUCUUUCUGUGUACUGGGAGCUACUUCCGGCUGAGACGAUCCGGGGCUUCAUCUCGAAGCUUGUCGUGGACCUUGUGAACGAUGUGUCUUCGAGCACUGUUCGUGCAGCUGUAUUCGAAGGUGUUCGAUUCAUUUUGGAAAAUCAUAACUCUCACUCCAUUUUGAAGCCGCUGCUGCCUAUGCUAGCACCGCUGAUCAAUGAUCGCAAUGAGAAAGUUCGUGCUGAGUUUGGUGCACUGUUGGUCCGAAUCAAGAGCAUUCGAGACUUGCACUUUUAUGACGUUGUUCCAGUAAACGACUUGCUUUGUCGCAUGGUCAUGGACCGUGAUCGGCCUCUUGCGUGCAAACAACUUGUAUCUCUGUUUUUGAAUUCGUAUUUUCCGCAAAGCGUGGGUGGAUCCUCGCAAGCGGCGCGAUGUCUCGCCCUGGUGAGAAAGAACCCAGAGGCCGCGAUGGUCUUCUACGCGAACGUUGUUGAGCAUGUGUCCGUUGGAUCCGUCUGCAAGUUGGUUGCCGUGCUGCUUCGUUGCUCGUUGAACUUUGUGUCGCAGCGUUUGAAGGCGCCCCAAGGAUCUGUGGGAGAAGACGAUGAGGAAGAUGAGGAGGAGGAGGAAGGCUUUAGUAUCGUUGGCCAAGUUGUCGUGCUGGAGGUAAUCAGCAGCCUUAUCAAGAGUGUGCACGUGAAAGUAAUGGGCGACGAUCGAUACUCUGAGUGCAAGAGCUUCCUAUACGCGCAUUUGACCAUUGAGUCACUUGAAGCGCUCCUUCUUGCUUACAGCGAAGACCGUCCUUACGAGCAAGAAGCUCUUAGUUCCAUUUGGAAAAUAAUUGGCUAUUUGGUUGAAUUGUCUGGGGGCGCCUUACUGGAGCGUUUGGUGGUAAACUUCAUGCAGAUGAACGAGAGCUCGAACAAAAAGCUGUUGGAGUCGAUGGUUGACUGCAUGGUCCAAUGGGAGCAGCUACCGUUCUUGACGUCGAAGCUGGCAACGUUUCUUGACGAAUGGAGAAUCACCAAGUUUCAAUCUGGUACGGGCAGCUCGAAAAGAAAGCAGACUAAAAAGUCGGAAAAUGCGCUGAAUCCAGUCGUUGUGCUCGGCGCAAUUGAGUACAUCGUUCACUUGUCAACUGCGAAAAGCCUCAUUACAUUUAUACAGCCGCUAGUGGAGGCGCUCGAGAAAUGCGUCGAGCCCAUUGUCGAGUUCGAUGUCGACGAAGUUGAAGCAGCAUAUAAAGCAAACCCGUUCGUCUUUGUCCGAUUAUUGGAAGUAUACGCAAAAGUCUUGGUGAUGGCGGAGUGCGCGCACGUAAAUGAUGAAACAUCGUUAUUGACGGAAAAUUCUUUGAGACGAGUGAAAAAGCUAGAUGGGAUUUGCGACUUACAACCGUCAGAGUUUUUCGCACCGCCAAAGUCGCUCAGCGCGUUGUUCGCCUGGUUGGCUCAGCUCAUGCUUGGUCUGCGCAAGGCGGUGGAGUCGACGGAGCAGGCGACUCACGGAAAGAAGCGUCGACGAGGCAAAAACACCAAAGCAAGUCAAGUCUCCCAUCAUCAGGAACUUUUCAGCCGCUGGCGUAAUUUGUUUACCCUCGUGUCGCUACUGUCAGCAGAGUGUGUAGCGUUCGCUCUUGAGCGGACACAUUGGUUGCAGAAUGGCCCCACCGCCGACUUUAUCGACGCUUACGUGGACACCCUGUGCGAUACACUACGAGACAUGGAGUCAUUUGAACGUCCUGCAUUCUAUCAUGCUGGUCAGCUCGUGCAUUUACUUGAGAGUGCUAGAGUGAAGGCUACCAAAUCGACGAGGGCUCAAGCAGCAAGCCUUGUUCCGUCUCUCGAGCACUGGAUUAAAACGCUGCAACAAGCUUUGGAAAACGUGCACGAGAACAACCACGAUAAGUGCGACGACCUGUGGCCAGCCGUCAGUGCCGCCUUCGUGAGCAUUGCGUAA